Messenger RNA from Epithele typhae, 1086 nucleotides. RefSeq lists its product as uncharacterized. Bases 1 to 1086 code for a protein of 361 amino acids. The record is from RefSeq and is a predicted model, not a curated record. The transcript has a single exon. NCBI's taxonomy places the organism in Eukaryota, Fungi, Basidiomycota, Agaricomycetes, Polyporales, Epitheliaceae.
AUGACCGCGCUGUGCGCCACCGAGCCGCGCUCCGUGGCCACCAACGGCGACGCGAAGACCGACGCUGCGACGGCAGCCGUGACCUUUUCCGGGCCUCCUCCACUGCCCAACCCCUCUACCGGCAGCGCGAAUCCCUCCGCAACCCUCCACUCGCUCUGGGGCUACCUCCAGCCCGCGCUCGAUCACAUCGUCCGCGCCCCGACCAACAACCCAUCCAAGGCCCCCGCGAUCGAGGUCGGCUACCACAUGGGCGUGCACACCGCCGUCUACAACUACUUCACCUCCCACUCCGAGGCCGCGCCCGGGCCCGCCGGGCUCGCGGGCUUCUCCACCCGCCUGUCGCCGCAGCAGAGCGAGAAGGCGAAGGCGAGCGGGACGGACCUGUACGAGCAGCUCGACCGGUACUACGCCGACACCGCGCGCGAGCUCUUCCUCGGCAUCCCCGCGGACGACUCGACGCUCAUCCACUACCUCGUCCCCUGCUUCAACCGGUACUCGGCCGGCGCGCAGUCCGUCUCCCGCCUGCUCAACUACGUCAACCGGCACUACGUCAAGCGCGCGGUCGACGAGGACCGCGGCUGGCUCCGGCUCGCGGACGUGCUCGACGCCGUCGCGCGCACGAUCCGCGAGGACGACACGCGGGAGAAGGUGCAGAGGCGCCUCCGGGAGCGCAGGGCGGAGGAGCUCAAGAAGUGGGGCUUCAAGGACGACGACCCGCCCGGGCGCGUCGCGCAGAUCGAGGCGUAUGCGGAGGCCGCGAGCCCGCCCGACCGCGUCGUGCCGUUGACCGCUGUCGCGUACCGACGAUUUCGGCUGGAGGUGUUGGAGCCGCUUCUGGCCGUGCCAAAGCUGAAAGGGAAGGGGGGAAAGAAGAAACGACCGCCGGCGACGAAUGGGGACAAACCACCGAUGCCUAGAGGGAGGUUGGCGCGAGCGGUGAAAGAGCUGUUGGAGUCGAAGGGAGGAGACGAGGAGAAGCGGAGGCUGGCGGGAGAACUGGCGAUCGCACUGAGGACGGUGGGCAUAAAGGUGGACCACCCGCUACGCAAGAAGCUCGACAAGUAUCUACCCGAGGACGAUCGUUGA